Molecule: messenger RNA, 1047 nt
Organism: Cyphellophora attinorum
Lineage: Eukaryota; Fungi; Ascomycota; Eurotiomycetes; Chaetothyriales; Cyphellophoraceae
Exons: 2
Coding region: 1-1047 (348 amino acids)
Molecular function (GO): oxidoreductase activity, acting on the CH-OH group of donors, NAD or NADP as acceptor
Source: RefSeq, a predicted model, not a curated record
AUGGCGCCCUUACCACCAUCACCCGACACCAUCAUCCUGAUCUCCGGCAUAAAUGGCUACAUCGCCUCGCACAUCGCCCUCUGCCUGCUCCAGCAAGGCUACACCGUCCGCGGCACAUCCCGCUCCGCCAGCGCCAAAGACCGCCUAAUCUCAGGCCCCUUUAAGGACUACGCCAGCACCUACCAACACGCCGUCGUCACGGACAUCGCCGCCCCCGGCGCCUUCGAUUCAGCCGUGCAGGGCGUGCACGCCAUCAUCCACACCGCCUCCCCAAUCGACUUCAGCCUGAAAACCCUCGAAGACUUCGUCGGCCCAGCAGUACAAGGCAACACCUCAAUCCUCACCUCCGCCCUCAACCACGCAGGCCCCCAACUCCAAUCCUUCGUGCUAACCUCCUCCGUCGCCGCGGUAGUCGACCGCUGGGCGCACCCCUUCACUGAGCCAUAUGCGUACAGCGAAGCAGACUGGAAUAUCAACGGGCCCAAGAUCGCCUCCUCUGAGCCUUCAACGCCGGCAUCGCGUACAGCGCUUCGAAAACCCUCGCCGAGCGCGCGCUGUGGGAAGAAGGCGGAGGGGUUGAAUCUGACGGUGAAGCCGGUUUGGGAUAUCUACACCAACAACCCCUCCCUGAACGGCAAACUCCCGCCACCGGUCGGCGGCGCAAGCUGGGUUGACGUCCGCGACGUCGCUGAGAUACACGCAUGGGCCGCGAUCAAUCCGGAUGAGAGCAAGGGACAGAGAUACCUCGCAACAAACGGCAAAGCACCGCCGCAAGCCAUCGCGGAUCUGCUGAGGGAGGAGUUUCCGGAUAGGGAUAUCAUUACAGAGCAGCCGGGGUACUGGUACCAGAGCAGAGACGAGGAGGACAAGGAGAAGAGGGGAGGGCUGUUUGGGAAGAAGUGGGGAUGGGAACUUGAGGGGCAAAGUGUGGAUGCGGCGAAGAUGAGGAAGGCGUUGGGUGGUGGGCGGGAGAAGGAGUUGAGGGGGUAUAGGGAGGCCGUGCUGGAUACGGUGAGGGCUUUGGAGGGGCAUUUUGGCAGUUUGUGA